AUGCUGCUGCUGCUGCUGCUGCUCAACGCGCUCUGGCGCAAGGCCGCGGUGGCCACCCCCAAUAGCGCUGCCAUCUUCAACUGGAACACACACUCGAGAACGAGAAGAAAGUCCAACACACUCCUCGCGGCCCGCAAACACAUCCCUUGGUGUCUUUCGCAUACAGGUGAGCUUCCUUCGCUGUUCUGUUCACAACAGCAUCUGCCAAAGACUUCAAUUCUGCACGGCCUCGUGGUAUCGGCCUUCCGUGAGCGUCGUCAGUCUCACAGUCGCUUUGCGUCCUUCAGAGAACGUAUCGAAACUAGGUCGUGCCCCGCAUCUAAAGGGAUGGCGCUUGGUCGUGGCCAUGCGGUCCGCACCACGGGCAUGUGGGUCGGCUAUGGUCUCAUGGGGUUCGCGGCUGUCAUGCUCCUCUUCAACGCCAUGUUCCCCAGCCCAACCGAACCGGCUCGUGCCCCGCGCCGCCUUCAAAGCCAGGCGGGCGCCAAGGAUGCAUCGGGUGAAAUCAGAUGGCAGUCCACCCGCGACAACGUGCCAGUGGUCGUGACGGCGUGCCCCCUUGAUGAAGCUGAGCUGGCACUCACGUUGAGUUCCAUUCUGCGAGCCAAUCCUGCUGGCGCGGCCCCAGUCAUUCACGUCAUCUCCAAUGACCCAGAAGCCGCGCACACCAUCGCUUACCGCGCGCAGCAACAGACCGACGUCGAGGUGACCGUGUUCCCGUCCCCCAUCUCCAGCUGGGCAGCUUUCAUGGGCGAUUUAGUCCAUGGCCUCAACUCGUCUGCAGCUGGCAGCGCCGAUGCCGUGGCCCUUCUUCCGGCAGGGAGCACCGUCCAUCCCGAUGGAUUCUUCCCUUGGUUGCAUGAGACUCGACGAUUACUGCAGGCGGAUGCCACCCUGGUGGGCGCCAGUCUGGCGUCGUUUGCCCAUCGAGCCGGCGAUAUUGAGCUGCCCUCCAUGUAUCCUUUUGCACACACGACAUGCCAGGCGCGCGGUGGCUUGGUUGCCAGCAUAUCCCGUUGGCAACAGCUGGCCGCGGCCGCGGCCGUUCGGGCCUCUGGGCAGGUCGGCAUGCAGCAGCUCGAUCUGGCCGCCCAAAGUUUAUGCAGCGUGGAAAAUCUGCUGGCGCUGUUCCCUCCGGCUGGCCAAGCUUGCAUUCUAGACUCGCAUGCCGGGGCCCUCAGCGCCGAUGCCGAAUCAACGCGACGAACAGGGGCGCGCUUUGCGCUUCCCUGUGCACAAUGGGUCAAUCGCAUCCGCCAACUGCGGGUGAACGAUCUCAACGUAGUUGACGAAGGUGAGCGCGUUUGGACGCCGGCUGCCCGCGAGGUAUGUGGAGCAGAGAUGACACCGCGCGUGCGCCCGUCGGGGCUCGAGUGCUGUCCCGUGGGUGCUACUCGUGACUGCACUGCGCGGCCCAAAACACCCCUGCGCAUCAUGUUGCAUCAUGCAUGCGAGCUUCCCGCGGGCCUCCUGGUUCACACUCUCAAGCACCUGGCAUCUGAGACGGUGGAACGCCAGACGGCAGACUUGGACGUGGUGUUGGUGCGCGGCGACGCCGCCGACUGUACCAUUGCGCUACAGAGCCUCGAGCGUUGGCGCUGGGCCCACGGAUAUAUCCGCAUUAAUCAAACAGAUGACCGGCGCAUCACGGGCGACCCGGCGGGUAGCCUGGGUGCGCUCUGGCCAGCGGGACCGGACGAUGUGGAGUCGAGUCAGAUUGAUCUCUUUGUGAUGUCUGGGCUUGAGGUAUCACCCUUGGCAACAAAUUGGAUUCGCAGUACCCUGCAACGCUACAGCCGCACCCUUCCCGUGGGCGGUGCCACGCUGUUACCCACUCGGCACCAGGUUCGAGUUGAGCAAGCCGAGCUACGCCCCGUCAUUAGCGCCAUCCCACCGCUGGACGGGGUAGCCCUGUCGUCCAGCUCACGUGCUCAGUUUACGCGCUGGCUGGGGCAAUCGCUGAGCCGCUCCACCCUAUAUGAUUAUCGCCUCAAUCCUGAGGACGGCCUCUCGUUGACGGCUGCCUUUCGGCGAUGCGUGGCUCUUUUUUGGCAGCAGCAGCAUCAGUUUGCAGUGCAACCGAGUGGUGCGCUACUGGCGCGACGCUACACGGACGAGCAACAGGUGGCGGCGCCCCUGGCUAGUGCAGCGCACACGGUGGAGCUUCCGGACGUCCCUUCUGCAGUGGAUGCCAACGGCGAUCCGAUUGCACUGUGUCUGCACGGGCCCUGCCCCUCUCAUGCCACUUGUCAAGACACUUUGAACGGGGCCAUGUGUGUGUGCCCCGUCAACGCCGCCGACUACGAGACAUGUGUGCGGCAGCUCGAGUCCCCGUCAGGCUCGGAUCGCCCCGUCCUCUUGACGGACGAGCAGGCCAUGCACAAUCUGCUGCAGCACGUGAGCGAGAACAACGCCGUGACCGUCAUGACGGUGACCAGCGGCUUUGUGGACUUUGCCACCAAUUUGCUAAUGAGCAUGACGCGGGUCGGCGUGAACAACUUUAUCAUCAUAGCUGAAGACUACACCUCCUAUCAGCGCCUCAACGCACGAUAUCCCCACCGGGUUGUUCUGCCUAAUUUGCGUACCAUGAUGCAGGGCAUGAGCGGCAGGAGCGGCGCCGAUGUGGCCGAUCGCACAGGCUUUAGCUAUGCCAGCAAGCAGUACAAUGAAAUUGUGGGCCGGCGUCCGCGCUAUCUUCUCGGCAUUUUGCGCAUGGGGUUUGACGUAUUGUACACGGAUACAGACACGGUGUGGCUCGAGAAUCCAUAUCAUCAGUUCCAGGCGGGAUAUGACAUGCAAAUUUCCAGCGAUAAAGAGGAUGAGACCUUUGAUCCUUGGCAUAUGUUGUGCACCGGCUUUAUGUUCCUCCGCAGCAAGCGGCCGGUGAUGGCUUUUCUAGACGAGUGGCGGCGCGCUCUGGAGGCCGCCCAAGGCGUGACGGUGAACCAGUAUGUCUUUAACGACAUUUUCAAUCGCAAAUACCGGGAGCAAAUCCCAACUCGCCCGCUGCCUGACCGCAAGUUUCCGAGCGGCGCACUCUACUUUGACAAGUACUGGCGUAGUGCUCAGCCGGAGCAACCCACGGUUGUGCACAACAACUUUAUCGUUGGUGCUGAUGCAAAGCGGCAACGCUUUCAAAAGCUGGGCUUGUGGUAUGUGGGGCAGAGCAAGAAUGUCAAUGGCGUCUAA
Molecule: messenger RNA, 3189 nt
Organism: Monosiga brevicollis MX1
Lineage: Eukaryota; Choanoflagellata; Craspedida; Salpingoecidae
Exons: 6
Coding region: 1-3189 (1062 amino acids)
Cellular component (GO): Golgi apparatus
Molecular function (GO): glycosyltransferase activity
Source: RefSeq, a predicted model, not a curated record